AUGGCAUUAAAAGUGAUUUCGCUAUUUUUCGCAUGUUAUCUGCAAUUGUUGCUGCAUCAGCAAUAUCCAAAUUUGGUUGCUGGCGAAAGUGUUGAGAGUACAACGUCAUCAUUGCCAAAUAAUGGCUCUAAUAUUCCCAUAAUAAAGUAUCAAAUUACAAAUACGCCUAAUGUCGGCAAGAGGUUACUUCAGGAUGUGAUAAAUGGAACUACAGGCAAAGAAACUGGUGAUAAAGUGCAGAGUCGCAAAAUAACAAACACGGAAAAUGUACCAAAACCGACAGAAAUGCAAGACUCCUUAAAGGGAGAUAUUGUUGCACCAGGAUCAUCAAUAAAUUCCAAUCAAACCGGUCCAAAUUUAGUUGAGAUCGCACCAAGUAUAGUUGUAGAUAUGAAUACCCUUCAAUCUAAUAGAUCAAAUUCAAUUAAGUAUAAUGCCACUAAAAGUGACAACAUUACUACAGGUAAUCAAAACUAUACCAAUGAAGGCAUUUCCAUAAAUUCCACAAAAUCUUGGAAUUCAACAAGCGUAGUAAACAAAACUGUAACAACUACACUUGCACCCGCAGUUGCCAAAAAUGAUGUUGUUGCGCAUAUUGGUAAUGAUUCCCUCGAAGUAAGAUCUACAAAAAGCACAAUCACAAACACUACAACUACGACCAAAAUAAUGCCAACAACGACCAAAACAAAACCAACAACAACAACAACCACUACCACACCGAAACCCAAAAAACCAAGCAUAACAUUUGGAUUAGGCGAUUUUCCACAUUUGCCAGGAGAACCAUUUGUUAACAAUAAAAAGCCAGAAUCAUCUAGCUCUAAAUUACCAGAAUUAAGCGAGCCCGUCGUACUACCAGAUGCGCAGCCAUCACAAGAAUUAAACAACGGAUUCAAUUAUCACAGCAGCCGCGAUAUUAUUGUACCUAUUAUGACAGUCCUCUUCACAAUACCAUUGGCAAUAGGAGUGGUAAUUACCACUUACCGUCGCUUCCGCGAUUGUUGGUCAACGCGACAUUAUCGCCGAAUGGAUUUCUUGGUCGAUGGCAUGUACAACGAUUGA
This is a messenger RNA of Rhagoletis pomonella (apple maggot), 1059 nucleotides long. RefSeq names its product cell wall protein DAN4-like. The record is from RefSeq and is a predicted model, not a curated record. NCBI's taxonomy places the organism in Eukaryota, Metazoa, Arthropoda, Insecta, Diptera, Tephritidae. The coding region runs from base 1 to 1059 and encodes 352 amino acids. The transcript has a single exon.